This is a messenger RNA of Marmota flaviventris (yellow-bellied marmot), 882 nucleotides long. Its product is annotated as olfactory receptor 52E4-like. The record is from RefSeq and is a predicted model, not a curated record. Gene Ontology annotation, biological process: G protein-coupled receptor signaling pathway. Gene Ontology annotation, cellular component: plasma membrane. Lineage: Eukaryota; Metazoa; Chordata; Mammalia; Rodentia; Sciuridae. Gene Ontology annotation, molecular function: G protein-coupled receptor activity; olfactory receptor activity.
AUGAUAAAGCCAUCCAUCAAUAAUACCCAGUUCCAUCCUCCCUUCUUUAUCUUGCUAGGAAUACCAGGACUGGAAACUAUACAAAUCUGGAUUGCUUUCCCCUUCUGCAUUGUGUACCUGACGUCCCUUGUGGGGAACAACACCAAUCUCUUUUUGAUCAAGACUGAGCACAGUCUUCAUCAGCCUAUGUUCUACUUCCUGGCCAUGUUGUCCAUGAUUGAUCUGGGUCUGUCUACAUCCACUAUCCCCAAAAUGCUGGGCAUUUUCUGGUUCAGUCUCCAAGAGAUCAGUUUUGGGGGUUGCCUUGCUUAGAUGUUCUUCAUCCACAUGUUCACUGGCAUGGAGACUGUUUUGCUGGUGGUCAUCUGCAAUCCUCUCCACUACACGGUGAUCCUCACCAAUAAAACCAUCAGCCUUCCAGCCUCUGUUGUCAUUGGAAGAAAUUUAAUUCUUGUAAACCCAUUUGUAUUUCUCAUUUUGCGGCUGCCCUUCUGUGGCAAUCACAUCAUACCUCAUACAUACUGUGAGCACAUGGGUCUUGCCCGACUGGCCUGUGCCCCCAUCAAGGUCAACAUAAUCUAUGGGUUUAUGGUGAUUUCUAAUAUUAUUGUGGAUGUGAUCCUGAUUGCCUCUUCCUAUGUACUUAUCCUUCGAGCUGUUUUCCGUCUUCCCUCUCAAGAUGCACGACUAAAGGCUCUCAAUACUUGUGGUUCCCAUGUGUGUGUCAUGCUGUGCUUUUACACACCAGCCUUUUUUUCUUUUAUGACUCAUCGCUUUGGCCAUAACAUUCCCCAGUACAUCCAUAUUCUUUUGGCUAAUCUAUACGUGGUCAUCCCACCUGCCCUUAACCCUGUCAUUUAUGGUGUUAGGACCAAGCAGAUC